GGCGGAGCCUGUGCGUGUCGUUACCACAGAGAUGGUGUUAUUUAUCCCAGUAUUAGUCCCGACAGUCAGCGGACGCUUUCACCGCUUAUCGGAGGAUUUAACGGGAAUUAAAACACAACCGGAGCUUCUCAGCUAUGGUGGCAUCCAGCUUUUGAAGCUUUCAAAGGAUGCAUACAACACGCAGCCCUUCAUCCAUCCCCACAGGAGUGUCAGGAGAUGCUCUGGACCUCAGCUUAUCAGGCUCCCAGCUCUCUAUGUCCAAGCGGCCGAGUAGCGCUUCACCAGGGAAGUACUUCUCUCGGUCGGUGUCGGUCUCUGUGGCGGGAGACAGCAGAGGGAAACGCAACACGUUGGGCGACGCCAGCUUGAGUAGCUCCCGCUCCAUCAAGAACCUGAGGCGCUCCAACAGCACCACUCAGGUCAACCAGCAGGCCAACAUCAGCUUAAGUCAGGACCAGAGCGAGGACUACUUAACUCUGUUUGACAGCAGCUCAGAUGGACGCAAGAAGCUGGCGAGUCUCAGCAAGACGUCACCGGACAGAACCACAUGGAACAUCCUGGACGACCAGCCCAGAGCCUUCCCCCUCCACUCCAGCUCCCGCAGCACCGGCAGCGUCGACUCCCCCACCGGCCUGAAGAAGAGAGAGCCUGGCAUCGCUCUGGCCGCCACCUUCACCGCCAACAACAGGAGCAACAAGGGAGCUGUGGGGAACUCUGUCACCACCAUCUUACACAACAACUAUUCUGAGAAGCCGCUCACACCGAAGAGCUCCAACCAGAAGCCGUCCUUCAAUAACAUCCUGAAGGCCACAGCGAACGAUGAGGUGUCGCUAGAAAAUGGAUCCCUCACUAAGUCCCAGAAGAAUUUCUCCUCGGCGUCCUCCACCUCCAUCAACAGGCCUCCGGUGUCGGCUCAGCGAGGCAGCCCUGUUCUGUCCCGGAGGAGGGAGGUCACAGAGGAGGAGGCUGAAAGGUUCAUUCAGCAGGUGAACCAGGCAGCAGUCACUAUUCAGCGCUGGUACAGACGCCAAGCCAAGCGACAUCACACCAACCAGGCGACGCUCAAACGCAUCCUUGCCAGUAAAAGAAAGGAGUGGGAGGAGAGAACAGAGGAGGAUGGUCGCCUGGAGCAGCAGCAGAAGAAGGACGAAGACAGAAAACGGAUUCGUGAGGAGAAAGCUCGACUGGCUCGCCUCGCUGCCAUCCAGGAGCUGCAGCAGAAAAGAGCUCAGCGGGCUGCAGAGGUUCAACAUGCAGCCGAGGUGGAGCUGGAAGGUCUGAGGCAGGCCGGUGUGGUGGGACGGAGGAAACCGCCAAAGAUAUCAGUGACCAACAAAAGUCUGGCCUCACCGAGUAACAACAGCCCGAUGUCACCAACAGACAUCAAGACUAAGAACACAGAUUCCAAUUUGAACAUUGUGGCCGACAUAGUUGAGCUGAGCUUCCGAGCCAUUUCUCCUGCUUUAUCCAGCCACAGAGGCUCCCAGUGUUCACAGGAGCAGGAGGUCAGAGCAGAGGAGGACGUUUCUGCGGAGCAGCAGCAUCAGGAGAGCGACAGGAAACUGAUCCGUAAAGAGAAAGCUCGUCUGGCUCGACUCGCCGCCGCUCAGGUCAACACAUCCGAUCUGCAGCAGAAAAGAGCAGCUCGAGCUGCAGAAGUUCAUCAUCCAGCCGAGGUGGAUCUGGAAAACCUGAGGCCAGCCGCCGUGGUGGGACGGAAGAAGCCGCUCAAGAUUUCUUUGACCAACAAAAGUCCGGCCUCACCGAGCAACAACAGCCUGAUGUCACCGACAGACAUCAAGACUAAGAACACAGACUCCAAUUUAAAUGUCGUGGCUGAUUUAGGUGAGCUGAGCUUCAGAGCGGUUUCUCCAGCUUUGUCCAACCGCCGAGGCUCCCAGUGUUCACAGGAGAUCCUGCAGAGGUCGGUGAGUGUGGAGGACCAGCGGCAGGGAACUCUGUCCAGCAGGGCUCAGUCCAAAACCACCCUCAACGAGCUGCUGGACACCCUGAAGCUGCUGGAGGAGGAACCAGAGAGGCUGUCGGAGCCAAAGUGUUACCGCAAAGAGAAAUACGCCUGGAUAGACGAGGACGGGGACUCCAACUCUCUGACCACCGACAACCUGGAGCGUCAUGGACAGCUGAGCCACCAUCCGGCGCUGCCAGAUGGGGGCGCUCUGCUCUCUGAGGCCAAGCUGCAGAGCAUCAUGAGCUUCCUGGACGAGAUGGAGAAGUCUGAACAGGAGAGGCCACGCUCGGUCACCUCCGGAUCACACAGAGAGGCUGUCCUGUCCGAGGAGGAGCUGGUCGGUGUCGAGCAGGCAUCAGCCACCGCCGCUGAAGUCACCGGCUCCAUGAUGAGGAUCAAAAUGGAGCUGGAGGAGAAAAAACGCACCAUUAACAUGCUGCAAACGGCACUGGCCCAGCAGAGGGAGCUGACCGUCAGACAUGUGAAGGAGACCGAGAAGGAGCUGAGCAGGAACUUCCGUCUCCAGAAGGAACAAUAUGAAGCCACCAUCCAGAGACACCUCACCUUCAUCGAUCAGCUCAUCAACGAUAAAAAGGCUCUGAGUGAGCGCUGUGAAGGAGUGGUCGGAGAGCUGAAGCAGGUGGACCAGAAGUACACCAAGAAGAUGGCACAAAUGCAGGAGCAGCAUGAAAUGGUGUGGCAAAUUCUCGGUCCCUUGUGUGAGGAGAUCAAGAAGUUAAAGGACCUAAUGAGUGCCACGGAGAAGAUCCGCCGGGAGAAAUGGAUUGAUGAGAAAACCAAGAAGAUCAAAGAGAUCACAGUCAAAGGUCUGGAGCCAGAGAUCCAGAAGCUGAUAUCGAAGCACAAACAGGAGCUGAAGAAGCUGCGAACGCUCCACGAGGCGGAGCUGCUGCAGGCGGACGACCGGGCCGCCCAGCGAUACGUCCGGCAGUGUGAGGAGCUCCGGCAGCAGCUGGAGAAGGAGAAGGAGGAGCAGUGCCAGAGAGAGAGGGAGCUGGCCAAGCAGAGAUACGAGAAGCAGCUUCAGGAGGAGGAAUUAUCGCUGCAGCAGCAGAGGAGGCGACUCUACAAGGAGGUGUCCGACGAGAAGGAGAGGCUGGCCCAGCUGGCCGCGAGGCAGCGCGUCGAGCUGGAGGAUCUGAGGCGGCAGCUGGAGGAGAACAGCUCUCUGGCCGGACGAGCUCUGAGAGAAGAGCUGGACAAAACCCGAGAGGAGCAGGAGAGGAGGCACCAGGUGGAGAUGAAGGCGCUACAAGAGCGUCUGGACAUUGAAAAGCAGACGUGGGAAGAAAACUACAAGAAGAAAGAGGAAGCCUGGCUGCUGAGCCGCGAGCGAGAACUGAAAGAAGGGCUGCGACGAGAACGUGACAAAGAGAUCGAACUCGCCAUCUGGACGCUGGAGGAGGAGACCAGCAAGGACAAGGAGGAGUGUGAGAGGGCAGCUGACAGCAGGGUGAAGCGAGUCAGAGAAAAGUACGAGUCGGAGCUGAGGGAGCUGGAGCGCUCUGAGAGGACGGCGGUGGAGAAACAGCAGGAGCUGAGGAAGCAGCAGAUGGAGACGGAGGGAGAAAUGAUCCGACUUCAGGCUCUGCUCAGGCAGAAGGAGCAGGAGAUAGAAGACGUCACGCAGACCAAGGACAAGCUUGCCGACGAGCGCCGCAGCCUGGCCGAGGUGAUCCGGCAGGAGUUCGCCGACCGCCUGGUGGUGACGGAGGAGGAGAACCGGCGGAUGAAGGUGGAGGUGUCGGAGGUCCGAGCGAGGCUGAGGUUGGAGGUGGAGAGGAUCACCAGGGAGAAGGAGGAGGAGCUGGCUGAAGUCCACCAGCGGGUGAAGUCGGCCAUCUUGAAGAAGGAGGAAACCGUCAGUAACCUCCGGAAGCAGCACGAGGCUGCUCUGAAGAGGGCGGACCACCUGGAGGCCUUGUGGGAGCAGCAGAGGAAGCAGCUGCUGGAGAAGUGACUGACAGGACGGCCGGGUUUUCAUCUCCGUGGACCUCCUCCCCCUCUCCUCCCCCUCCUCACCCUCCUCACCCUCCCGCUGCUAUGAGCUGCAUUGUGCUCAUUGUGUCGCCGUGUUCCCCCCCGACCCCUCCUCUGGAUGUCGUUCCUGCCAGCAAGACUGAACCUGUGCAGCUUCAGAAGAUUGAGGCUGAGCUACCUCAGCUGAUAAACACGAAAAAACGGGGGAAAGGAACGAAGGAACUGGGCCUCACUGUGUAGCCGCCUCCCCCCCAGACCAGGUGGCACCAGAUAAAAGGCCUCAGACGGACCGGCCUGUCUUGUCCUUCCAAAAGGAGGGUUUGUGGUUGGUUAGUGCUGCUGUACCCCGUCCUCUUCCCUCCCACUACAGAGGCAGGAAUGUGUUCCCCACAAAGCUGCCACACUGAACACUUCCAGAUGUUCCCGACCAGCCCGGGCCUGCUGCUGGCGGUGGGGGCUGUUCUCCCUGCAGGACCCGAGACUCGGAGCAUCAGAGCCCUAAACAAGCCACGGAGCGCCUUUAUCUGUUGAGCCAUGCGUUUUUGUCCCGGUGCCCCCUGCAGGCGAGCGCUAAUUACUGGAUCCAGAACCAUAAAUACCCCUCGCUGCCCCGCGGCCCGCUCUGAGCAAAACCAAACUCUUAACACGGCGGUUAGAAGCACUAACGCCGGUUACCGGGUUGAGUUAGAGUGUUUCUAGAAAGAGCGAGUUUGGGACUUGAAAGGAAAACGAAAGAAGAAAAAUGGGACGUCUGAGGUCAGAUGAUUGCAGAGUGGCUUUGAGAAGUUUUUUUCUGAAUGUAGGGAAGAAAAAGAGGUAGAAGGAGGGGGGGAGGAAUGUGUAGAAAAUGUUUAUAGGAUUAGGAAAGCAGAGCCGGGACAGAGCGGGGCGGCGGGUGGGUUAAAGGGGGCACCAGGCAUGUGACCAGAGGGACCAAACGCAUCCAAAGAGACGAGUCGCACACAUUCACAAACUCCCAGGAGCCGCCGCCGUUUGUUUUUUUCGUCCCUCAACCCUUAAUGAAGACAUGUGGAAGCCCCUCUCGCAGACACAGAAAGUCUUUGUGGAUAAGAUUUCAGCGAGAGCCGGUCCAUAGCUUGACUUGGCGACGGGUGGAGCAGCUGUAACCAGAGUUGGUGCUGCUCGGAGAAACUCUAAACCCCGAAGUAAGGCCUGUUAUUUAGGUACAACGCGAUGUGAAAGAGCACAGUGUGAUGUGACUGUAAAGGCCUCCGGAUUAGACCUCACUGUCACAGCCUAUUUAUUCUCUCUCCUUUAUUUAUUGUAGCGCUCGACCUUCGCGGCGCCACAGGAAGGUCGAGGAUGUGAAGUAGUUUUUCUUAAACGUUGUCAAGACGUCGAGUGUUUAUUUGUUGUUUUUUUAAAUUGUUUUUAUCCUUUCUGUCGCGGUUAGACGUUACAAUGGUGCCAUUUUUAGAUGUUCUAAAAACUGUACGUCAGGUUUUUCUGACACGGAAGUCGUCCGAGCCACAACGAGUGAAACGUGAACUCGUAAGUAGAGCAGAUUUAGUUUGGUUAGUUCCAUUUAACUGUCGACCGAAUGUAAACUUUUGAAGCAUUUUUAAGAAAAAGAAAAUGUGAAUUAGUCUUGUUUGCCUUGGCUGCUUUGGAGCGAAUAAACAGGAGGUGGCGCUGUAGACGACACGGCUGUAGAAAAGUUGUCUUCUUGGUGUUUUUACAAACUCGUACAUCCGUCUGCAGCGACACUGAGCUCUUUUCUCUCAGCAGCUUGGUUUAUUCUCACGCCAGAUGUGUGACAUCUUCUCCGCUGUGCAAAGGAUUGUGGGUCAGAGGGGACAGGAAGUCGUGCUGCAGACUGGGAAAUGAGACAUCCUGGUGUCUGAUACUUUCGUUUUCUAGCAAACUGUAGUGAACUGAAAAAUUAAGCCGGUUAAAAUCUAAAUUUGAAUCAGUGCAGUUAGACUAUUAUGGCUGUUAAAUAAAGAGACUCGGCCUCUUCUGUGAUUUAAUUUAACUCGAAUCUAUUGGAUCUUUAAUGCUGAACGUUGAUCAUCGUACCGCUGUGAUUCGACUGACGGAAACUUUACACCUCGGAUGUCUUACAGAAACUAUUUCAGUGGUUUUCUAAAUUCUCACCGCCCUUCCUGUGUGACAGUCGCCUUCUGUAGUGGUGUCUAGUGUGUUUACGCUCUUAGUGAAUAUUAUUGUACUGAAGCUUCACAACUUAUAUCAGCAAUGAAACUUCAAAAUCUAUCAGAAAAAUACAGUUUUCACAAAUACAUCCAGAAGGACUGACAGAAUGACUGCAAAAACAGAGUAGAAAAGGAUGCACAAUAAUCACAAGUAGACGCAAAACAACCACAAAAAGACGCAAAUGGAUGCAAAACCACUGUAAAGACACACAAACAGAUAAAAAAUAAACACAAAUUGAUGCACAAACAGACACAACCCAACCACAAAGACACACAACUUGAUGAGAAAAAAAAGACCAAAUGGACAAAAAAUUAACACAAACUGAUGUAAAACACCACAAAUGAACACAACAUGACUGCAAAGAGAGACCAGUUUAUUUAAAGGAUGCAAAGGUAACACAACACGACCAGAAAGGGACACACACUGAACACAAACGGACAUAAUGCAAACUAAAAGACACGUGCGUGAUGUAAACAGUCAACAAAGAGCCAGAAAAAACGCAUAAUGACCACACAAAAACACAAAAUGACCACAAAAGAGACAGAAAAUGACCACAAAAAGCCAGAAACGCAUAAUGCCCACAAAAGAGACAGAAGAGAGCAAAAAAUGACCACAAAACCCAGAAAGAACACAAAAUGACCAUAAAGACAAACAAAAUGACCACAAAAGAGCAAAAAAAUGACCACAAAAAGAAGAAACAACACAAAAUGCCCACAAAACACACAAAUUGACCCCAAAAACACACAUAAUGACCACAAAAAGACACAAAAUGACCACAAGAGAGAAAAUGAGCACAAAAACCAAAAACAACACAUAAUGACCACAAAACGCAAAAUGACCGCAAAAGAGAGCAGAAAAUGACCACAAAAUCCAGAAACCACACAAAAUGACCACAAAAGAAACAGAAAAUGACCACAAAAAACACAAAAUGACCACAAAGUUUCAGUGUAGGUGUGAUUUUUAUGUCUGUUGUUGGUUUGUGAUGUAAUUUGAAGACGUCAUUAUUUCCUAAAACCACUGAGAUGACGGUUCAAAAACGUCCAUCAUGCCUUUUUAUUAGUGCAGUAGUUUGGAGUUAUUUUGUUCAGAGAUCAGCUGAAACAAUAGAUGUUGAUUUUUAACUGUCAAGGUAAAAAUCAGCCUCCAUGGUUUCACCUCAUGCCUGAACAGAAGAACUCCAAACUACCACUGAGGUGACGGUUUGAUUCCACAUCAGGUAGAUCCUGAAUUACAGCCUUUCAGAUCUGAUGUCUGCAGUUUUUCAGAUUCCAGUUUCAGUUUACAAUCGGUUAUUUGUUCAGCUCUAGUUAGAAGAACUUGCCCAGGAAUCGUAAAACCUGACGAUCUUUUGUUUAAUUCUGUCCUUUUCAAGACCUUAAAACCGCUGAAUUUUGAUUCAAAUAUCUCCGUAAUGGAUUUAAAAGACGAUGGAAUUUAACAGUUUAAACGCUGGACCCUAAAUUACAGACUUUCAGAUUUGAUAAUUGCACUGUUUCAAACUAAUUUAAAUGUAGAAAUGAUUAAUUGUUCAACUCUGGUUAGUCUUUUUUUGGAAAAUGUCAAAAACUACAUCAAUCAGGUGUAAAAAUUUGGGGAAAAAAUUAGAUUUUUUCUUGAAUUUUUGGAACUUUUUCUAAUGCGAUGCUUCAAAACACAAACUUGGAUUAAUUUAGGAUUUGAUUUAUGUGAUUUUUAAAAGUUAAGCGUCAGUUUGAUAUUCACUGUAAAAUAGAUUUAAAACACAUGAAAAAAUUUAAUUUUAAUUUAAAAUCAUGUUUAUUUAGAUUUUUUUUGGAAAAUGUCAAAAACUUUAUCAAGCAAACAUGAAAAAAAAUUAUUUUGAAAUUUUGCCUUUUAGAUGAACUCUUUCCAUCACGAUAUUUCAAAAUGCAUAAUUAUUUCAUUUUUUCAUCUUUAAUUAGUUAUUUUUUGGAUAAAGUCAAAAACUUUGUCAACCAAAUAAAAAAGAGAAUUUAUUUAUUAUUUAGGUCAAACAACACGUCCUUAAUUUUAAAUUUUUUUUUUUAAUAUUGCAUUUCCAUGAAUUCGAUUUUUUCUUGAAUUUUUGGAACUUUUUCUGCUGCGAUCCUUCAAAACGAAACACAAACUUGGAUUAAUUUUGGAUUUGAUCUGUAAUGAUUUUUUUCAAUAUUCACUCAAAUAGAUUUUAAACAUGAAAAAAAUGUAAUUUUGAUUUAAAAUCAGUAGUUUUUUCAUCUUUAAUUAGUUAUUUUUUUGGAAAAAGUCAAAAACUUUAUCAAGCAAACAUAAAAAAACAGGAAUUUGUUUUGGAAUUUUGUCUUUUAGAUGAACUCUAUUUGGGAUUUGAUUUGUAAUAUGAUUUUUAAAAGUCAAACUUCGGUUCAAUAUUUACUGUAAAAUAGAUUUAAAACACAAGAAACAACAUGAAAAACUGGAAAUUAAAUUAAUUUAAAAUCAAUAAUUUUUUCGUCUUUAGUUCUUUUUUGGAAAAAGUCAAAAACUUUAUCAAGCAAACACAAACAGAGAAAAUAUUUUUUAAUUUUGCCUUUUAGAUGAAUUUUUUCUGUCACGAUAUUUCCAAAUGCAGCCACAGAUUUAAAACGUUUUAUGGAGCAUCAACAGCCUGAAAAUCUAUUAGUGUUCAUUCCUCAAUAGUUUGUUUUUAGAAAGUCAAACUCAUCCUUAUUUUUAUUUUUUUUUAAAUUAUACUUUUUCUCUGAACUUUUUCCACUGCGUUGCUUCAGAUUAACUCUAAACAUGGAGGUCUAGACGUGAUCUAGUGUUAGUUUGAGCCACAUUUUUAACAUUAAUUCAGUUAAAACUCCUUUAAACUGGACCAAACCUCCGGUCGGAGCAGCUGCUGAGUCACUGCUUCGCUGUGAGUCACAGCAGACGAGGGAUUGGUCCGGCGGGGCGGCGAUGUGAGUUGGCAUUCCUCAUGCAUGGCCGUCCUACGAGUGCCAGUGAGCCUUUCCUUUGUGUGUUUGUGCGACGCCAUUCCUCCCAUUGUGACCUGAACCGACCCCCAGACUCACCACAAACCAUCCGGCUGCUGGCGCUCACUGUUCCCUUGAAAGGCUCGUUAUCUUAAAAACAACGACCAGAAUGACUCCAAAAUUUAAUUAUUCACAUUCAGAUACACAGUCCUGCACAAACAAACACAGAAUACUUAUCAAGCUGGCAGAAACGUUUAUUACAGACAGUUUAUUUGCUCCUGAACGCACCAUUUCACCCUCUGAACCACAAAAACCACCAUUUAAAAGACGUGUUUUGUUGUAAAACCCACCACAAGUGAUACCCAUUGAAAGAAGAAAGAAGAAACUGCAAAAAACCUGAUAUUUUCAAAUUUCCAACAGAACUUGAACCUGGCAUAUAUUAGUGAGUUUCAAAGUCAUGGUAGCUCUUUAAAAAAUCACCAACAUUACACCAAUUUUUAGAAAUUAUUUCAGCUGCCAUCGCAAAAAAACAGAAUACUCAUCAAGCUAGAAGAAAUGUUUAUUGCAAACUGUUUAUUUGCUCCUGAACGCACCGUUUAACCCUCUGAACCACAAAACUCACCAAAAAUGACACCAGUUAUCAGAGGAAGAAACUGCAACAACACAGAAUCGUCGGAUUUUCAAGUUUCCAACAGUCCUUGAACUAGAUGUAUAUUAGUGAGUUUCAAAGGCAUGGUGUCUUUUU
Molecule: messenger RNA, 9808 nt
Organism: Amphiprion ocellaris (clown anemonefish)
Lineage: Eukaryota; Metazoa; Chordata; Actinopteri; Pomacentridae
Gene: cep131
Product: centrosomal protein 131
Exons: 30
Coding region: 168-3950 (1260 amino acids)
Biological process (GO): cilium assembly; regulation of centrosome duplication; intraciliary transport involved in cilium assembly
Cellular component (GO): centriolar satellite
Source: RefSeq, a predicted model, not a curated record